AUGAAGACGGUUAUUAUCCCAUUGUUGAUCGUCGCCCUGGUCAAAUGUGGAGAGUUCGACUUCACCGUGGAAGUUCCAGCUGGAAAGUUCCAAUGCUUCUUCCAGCCUGUGGACAUUAGCAAACACAAAAUGUUGGAAGUUGCUUACCAGGUUUAAAAAGAAAGUGAAAGAGUUAAAUUUAUUUUGUUUUCAAGGUUAUUGACGGAGGUGAUUUAAAUAUCAACUUCAUGUUGCUCCAUGGGGGAAGUGUGAUUAAGCAGGACGCAAUGAAAACUGAUGGAGGGCAUCGGUAAAUUUGAAAUUUUGAGAUGCAAAAAUUUUUCUUUUCUUUUUCAGCAUUGAACUGAACCAGGCCGGGGACUACCAAGUGUGCUUUGACAACACUUUUAGCUAUCAAACCCGAAAGGUAAGUAACCUGAACACUUAUUAAUUUCGUUCGGUCAGCUGAGUUUCCACUGAGAAAUCGUAAUUUAGACAGGUUAAAAAAAGAGAAAAAUAGUCAAACAUGAAGCGUAAUGCCGUGUUCAAAGUGAUUUUCGUGAAAUGCAGAAUGACCUCCGACUCUUCAAAAAUUUAAUUAUAUUUUUCUUUCUCUGAGGGCUAUCUUUUUUGUUCCCCGAGAAAGAGUAAUGGAGUGAAAAUUGAAUCCUACGGUAAACUUACAGUUUUUCAGGUGGUUUUCUUCGAAAUAUUCUUGUUUGACGCCAACGGGAACGUCGAUGAGAACGAUUUAUCAGCAAUGGCCAAGACCGAUUUGGAUUUGCAAAGAAGAAUGAACGAACUCGGCAUCACCAUUGGCGAUUUUUCAUGUUUGUAUUGA
This is a messenger RNA of Caenorhabditis auriculariae, 820 nucleotides long. Lineage: Eukaryota; Metazoa; Nematoda; Chromadorea; Rhabditida; Rhabditidae. The record is from the annotation of a GenBank genome assembly.